UCCGUAGCCAUUUUGGCUCAAGUCCGCUCGGGCGACCGCGGCGCGGGCGGCUGAGAGGUGGCGUCGGGGGGCUGCCCGCCAGGGAGGCGGCCCAUGCGCGUGGAGGGUCAGGCCCGGCUCGGUGCCACAGCGGCGCGGCGCGAAGCGAGACGCAGGCGGCUGAUGGCUUGUGAAGCUGGUCUACGCCGAGCUCUUGGGGACAGGGGCGGAGCCGGGCCCGGUUCGUGGAGGGAUCGCGAGGCGGCAUCCCGCCCAGCCGUGAGAACGGCGGCUGCAGGAAGGAGAGUAUGUGGGAGCUCCCGACUUCGCCGCAACGUGGCGCGGCAUGCUGCUCAGCCGCCAGCCUGCGGGUUUGCACGGGCCUCGAGGGCGGCCCUCACGUUGGCGGCAACGGGGCCACGGCUGGCGGCCUCUGGCGGGGGCGCGUCUGGGCCCGUGUGCGAGGAGCUGGAGGUGCAGAGGCAAGGAGCAGGCGGUGACGCGGACAGAGAGCUGCAGCCCACCGCGGAGGUUUGGCAGCCGCUCGCGGCGCGCCCGUUCCAGCAGCUGCAGCCCCAUGCCCCAGGCCCGAUGCCCCAGGGGUCUGGUUCGUGCGCGACUAGGUCGUCGAAGGCCGCGCGCUGGCAUCCGGGCAGGGCCUGGAAGCUGGAUGGCGGCUGGCGGCUGGCGGCUUUCGCUCGCGAAGGCAGUGGCUGGGUCCAGUCGAGCGCGGAGGACGACGUCUUCGUGGACCCUCCCGCUUCCCCUCCUGGGCCUGGCCUGGACAGGAGCGUCACCCACCGCGUGCAGGAGGAUUGCGAUCGCAUGGACUUCGAGGUUGUCGGGGUCGUCCGCGACGCGGAGGGCAUUGGCUUCGGCGAGGAGGAGACGACUCGUCAGACGAUGACUCUUCGGAGUUGCAAACGCGGGAGGAGUACGAACAGGAAGAAGCCGAGGGCGAGUUGGUGAGCGGCUCCUUCGGUCCUCAGUCGGGGGCCGAGGCGGAUGCCGAGCUCAGCGGCCUCGUGUUCGGCAUCCUGGAGGGAUUCGACUUCUCCAUGCUCCACUACGUCGACCCCUGCUACGAGCUACUCAUCAGAGCGGUAUCCACUCGCCUGGAGGUCAUGGGCGUUGCGCGGUCGCCCUGGACUGAUUGCGGGGUUCAGGCCUUCGUACGUGGUUGCGUGGGGGGGCGCGGGCGCGAGGAAUGCGGGCCCCAGGAGGGCGAGCCAUGGCCAUGAGUGGCUUGCCCCUGGGUGUCCCGCCAGUGCCGAGCAUGCUUGAAUUUGACGAGGACGCCCGCGCGCCUGCGAAGAGUUUUAAACAAUGCCCGACGCCGUAGUCAGGAGCAGUUCGCGCGCUGUUCGAUCGCGUCCCAGCCAGCCGGCCAAGCAGCAACGGCGUGAGGCAGAGGGCGGAGGAGAGGAGCACCCGCCGCCGCUGCCGCGGCCCGUCCCUCGCCGCGAGCGGCCAGCUCCGUGCCGGACUCCGAUCUUGGUCGGACCGCGCCCCCAGAGGAGUCCGCGGAUCAAGUAGUGGCAAAG
Prorocentrum cordatum is the source of this 1523-nucleotide messenger RNA. The record is from the annotation of a GenBank genome assembly. NCBI's taxonomy places the organism in Eukaryota, Dinophyceae, Prorocentrales, Prorocentraceae.